Messenger RNA from Erigeron canadensis, 1399 nucleotides. RefSeq names its product cytochrome b561 and DOMON domain-containing protein At3g61750. The coding region runs from base 21 to 1175 and encodes 384 amino acids. The transcript has 4 exons. The record is from RefSeq and is a predicted model, not a curated record. NCBI's taxonomy places the organism in Eukaryota, Viridiplantae, Streptophyta, Magnoliopsida, Asterales, Asteraceae.
UUGGUUACCUUCAUUUUGCAAUGGCUUCGGGUUCCACAUUGUGUAUUUUGGUUGUUUUUGUGUCGAUUUUGGCUGCUUCAGUGGUAAUAGGGGAUGAAUGCAAUGAAGAUAUCAAUGCAUUUCUUCCUCUUCCUUAUGCUAAUAUGACACAUAUGGUGUGUAAGCCCAUUUGGAAUUCAUACAUAAUUCGGUACUCCCAAAGCAAAGACCAUGUUUUGACAAUUGUAUUAUCAGCAACAUACACAAGUGGAUAUGUUGCAAUGGGGUUCUCAAGAGAUGGUAUGAUGCUUAACUCAAGUGCUAUGGUUGGUUGGAUUACCCGAAAGGGUAAUCCAGUAAUUAAACAAUACUACGCCGCAGGAUUUAAGCCCUCACAGGUAAAACACGAUAAGGGUGAGUUGCCCUUGACGGGUAUUCCUCCUUUUGUCACUGUUAAUGGUGCAAAGAUUCACUUAGCAUAUCAACUCAAGUACCCGAGCCAAGUCAAAACUCAACCGAUUUUAUUGGCUUUCUCAGCCAAGUACCCAGAACACCACCUCCUAUCAGUUCACGAUGACAAGACUACCAUAUACUUGGACUUCUCCCAAGGCUCUUCAGGAUCAGGAUCAGGUUCAGAUUCAAUAACUCCUUCUAACAGUCUCCAUCGUUCAAAAACGACCCAUGGGGUAUUGGGCUUACUUGGCUGGGGUAUAAUAUUGCCAUAUGGGGCUAUUGUUGCUAGAUACUUCAAACACAAAGACCCAUUGUGGUAUUACCUGCAUAUAGCCUUUCAGUUUGUCGGGUUCAUAUUUGUUGUCGCCGCAGGAUUUGUUGGAUUAAAUAUGUAUAACAAAUUUGGUUUCCACGCACCAGCACAUAAAGGCCUCGGGGUGACUGCAAUUGUGCUAACUGUUCUCCAGGUUAUGGCAUUCUUCAUAAGGCCUAAUCAAGACAGUAAGCAUAGAUUGUAUUGGAACUGGUACCAUCAUUAUGUUGGCAGAAUUGCGCUCUUUUCUGGAGCUUUGAAUAUACUUCUAGGCAUACAACUUGCUAAUGCAGGAAGUUCAUGGAAGAUUGGUUACGGUUUUGUUCUUGCUGCAGUCAUAGUAACGUCUGUUGUCCUAGAAGUGGCAAAGAUGAAAAAACCCAAAAAGUUUUCUCCAAAUCCACCGUUCCAAAUGGAUCCGGUCCACUAGAAGUAUUCAUUAUCCACGAAAAAUGUUUAGACUGCGAGGAAAUAUUCAUUGUCCAUUUUCAGAAAAGUGAAACUUAUAAGAGCUUAAGAUUUGAUACCGAGAGGCUAAAAGCCUUUACGUUGAAUGGUUUUUCUUAAAGAUUGUUAAAGAACAGAAUUUUGUAUAUAUAGACAGAGAGUUGUUAUUUGGUCAGCCAGUAUGAGUUUGAUCAAGAGUUAAGAGAA